UGUAGGGCCAGUUCACACUACAUGCAUUUCAGUUGCGUUUUUUUUGCAUCCAAAGUGCACAGAAAGUAGGUUAUAUGGUUGCUCAAUGUCAUAGUUCACAUCAGUGCUUGCAGUUCCAAUACGUUCCAGUUGCAGAAAGAACAGUAGAACAUGGUGCAUUUUUCCUGCACAGAACUGCACUGAAACGUGGUAAAACACAUCAAAAAUGCACUCGAACGCACCAAAAUGCACCAAAAAUGAACUGGAUUGCACAUGUCCCUAUUUACAUUAAAGAAAGAGGAAAAAAUGAACUGAAAUGCAUA
Messenger RNA from Staurois parvus, 302 nucleotides. NCBI's taxonomy places the organism in Eukaryota, Metazoa, Chordata, Amphibia, Anura, Ranidae. The record is from the annotation of a GenBank genome assembly.